Molecule: messenger RNA, 1501 nt
Organism: Macroventuria anomochaeta
Lineage: Eukaryota; Fungi; Ascomycota; Dothideomycetes; Pleosporales; Didymellaceae
Exons: 1
Coding region: 80-1501 (473 amino acids)
Biological process (GO): DNA replication-dependent chromatin assembly; CENP-A containing chromatin assembly
Cellular component (GO): nucleoplasm
Molecular function (GO): histone binding
Source: RefSeq, a predicted model, not a curated record
GACUGAUUGCCCCUAGGCGUGCCGAAUCGCGGUCGCACAAGCCCCCGAAAGCACACUGCCACCUUUCAAACUGCACAGCAUGGCCGAGCCUGCCAACGGGCCGCUCGCGACCGUCGCCGAGACCGGGGAGCUGCCCAAGACGCAGGAGAAGCUCGACGAGCUCACACAAGCCGCCGCGCUGCAGUACUCGCUCAAGAACUUCUCCGCCGCCGCCGACCACUAUGCCGACGCCGUCGAGAUCCAAGCCGAGCUCAACGGCGAGAUGGCCCCCGAGAACGCCGAGCUGCUCUUCUACUACGGCCGCGCGCUGUACAAAGUCGCUGUCGCAAAGAGCGACGUGUUGGGCACCAAGGGCGCGCAGGAAGACCAGAAGAAGAAGAAGAAGGCGAAGGCGAAGAAAGAAGCAAAGGCAGACGCAAAGGCGGAAGCAUCGACCUCAGCCACCAACGGCGCAAAGACAGAGCCCAAGAAAGAGACAACUGCGCCGAAGCCUGCUUCCACAUACUUCCAACUCACCGGCGACGAGAACUGGGACGACUCGGACGAUGACGAAGAGGUCGACGACGAGGCCGGGCAAGAAGAAGAGGAGGAGGAAGACGACUUUGGCAACGCGUACGAGACGUUCGAACUCGCCCGCGUCCUCUACCAGAAGCAACUAGACGCCCAGUCCUCCCCUACAACAGAAGACAAGGGCAAGGGCCGCGCAACGCUCUCGCCCGCCGAGCGCGCCAUCAAGGAGAAGAUCGCAGACUGCCACGGCUUCCUCGUCGACAUCUCGCUAGAAAACGAGCGCUUCCACGACGCCGUCGCCGACGCGCGCUCCUCGCUCGCCCUGCAGGAAGAGCUGAACCCGUUCGAGCACGAAAAUGUCACCGAGUCGCAUUAUUCGCUCUCUCUGGCGCUGGAAUUCGCGUCCGUGAGCAAGCUGCGCGAAGACCAGAUCGAUGCCGAGCGCCAACAAGACGCCACCUCGACGCCGAACCCACAGGCCGAGGACGAUAAAGACGGCGUGAAUUGGGAACUGAGGAACGAGGCGGCGAAACACACCGAGCUUGCGAUCCAGAGUCUGCAGGCGAGGCUGAAGAAGGAAGAAGCUGUUCUGACGGGUGAUGCGCUGACGGAAGGUCAGAAGAAGGAGAAGAGGACUGUGAUUGAGGAUAAGAAGGCUAUGCUGGAGGAGCUGCAAGGCCGGCUGAAGGACCUGAGCCUCGAUCCUACGAAGCAGGAGUACGAUACUAUUGAUCCGUCGGUUGUGCAGGGGCUUUUUGGUAGUUUGCUGGGUGUGGAUGCUGCGACACAGAAGGCGAAGCUCGCGGAGGCGACGGAGAAAGCGAACGAUGUGAGCCAGGUGGUCAGGAAGAAAGCUAAGCCUGCCCCAAAGCCGGUCGCUGUGGCGAGUGCAGAGGGCAAGGGGAAGGGGAAGGGGAAGGGGAAGAGGACACUGGAAGUUGAAGAGGAUGCAGCAAAAGGGAAGAGGUCAAAGACCGAAGAGCCGGCGUAA